UUAAAAGACGGUCAACUGCGUUCGCGAUUUAUUUAACGACUUUAGAAGGAUCCUCGUUGAGUAAUCUGGAGGCCAGGAAGUUGCAACUACGAAUUGGUAAGGUUGAACCUUUAUAUAACGCUUACGAUGAUAUACAGUUGAAGAUUGAGUGCCCUUCCGAUGAUGAUUUACAAACAACCGAACGAAUUGAUUUUGAAAAUAAUUAUUAUCAUGUACUUGCUAAUGCAGAGGGAAUGUUAGAUAAUUAUCAAAAGGCUCAAAAUAAAGUAGAAAGUAAAUUGAUUCUACCCGUUCCAAACAUAAAGUUAAGUUACCCACUAUUCAGUUGCCGAAAUUUUGUGGUUCAUAUGAAACGUGGAUGGAGUUCCGUGACACAUUUUCGAGUUUAAUUGAUAAAAAUAAUCAAAUUUACCACAUAAGCAAAUUUCAUUAUUUGAGAGCAUCAUUAGAAGGUUCUGCUGCUGUGGUAAUUAAAUCCAUUGAAUUAUCAGACAGUAAAUAUCCUAUCGCUUGGAGGCUUUUUUGUGAUCGUUUUGAUAACAAACGGUUAUUAAUACAAAAUCAUGUUGCAUCCUUAUUUAAUAUCGAACCUAUGACAAGGGAGUCUUCUGUCAAUUUGAAGCGUCUGAUCGACCAGGUAAAUAAGAAUUUACGUUCAUUAGAAUUCCUCGGAGAACCGAUCGAUCACUGGGAUACUUUAUUGAUUUAUAUCAUUACACAAAAAUUUGAUGUAAAAACAUUCCGUGUGUGGGAGAACACAAAGGUAAUUUCCCUAAAGACAAGCCAAUAAGUUUCGAUGCCUUUCUUUUAUUUAUGCGUAAUCGUACAGAUUUAAUUGAGACAAUUGAAUUGUCACAGAAUAAUACAAUGAGUAACAAGAACUCGACUAAAAUAAACUAUGGUUUCUUAUCAAGGUCACAAUAAAAAUAAUUCUAAUUUAUCGUCACCGAAGCGAUGCCCUAAUUGUAAUGAUGAUCAUUAUUUAAAUAAUUGUCCGAAGUUUCUAGCGUUAAAUAGUGCAGCGCGAUAUAAAUUGCUACCUAGUUAUAGGGUUUGUUUUAAUCGUUUCCGUAGUGGACAUUUUGCACAACAUAUGCAUUGAUGCCAAGGAGGAACUGCCACCUACUGAAGUGCAUAUCAAUGAAAUAAUAGAAAAUGGGCAAAUUGAAAAGAAUAACAUAACUUCUUAUAAUACAAAUGAAGAUAGAAGAACAAUUAUCACACACAGAUUCUUUUCUUAAUAUACCUAAAAAAAAUACCUAAUUCUUUAUUUAUUACAUACCUUUUAUUUUAUUUAAAAUUGUUUUCAAUGGGUUUUUAGGUUUUCAUUUAUCAUUUUUGAAUUAAUUUAUUCAGUUAUUUGUUCCCGCUGUAAAUUUAUUAAGGAGCUUUUUCUUUUUCAAUUUUUAAUCUUUUGACUGCUAAUGUAUUGGUGAAU
Molecule: messenger RNA, 1438 nt
Organism: Diatraea saccharalis (sugarcane borer)
Lineage: Eukaryota; Metazoa; Arthropoda; Insecta; Lepidoptera; Crambidae
Source: the annotation of a GenBank genome assembly